This is a messenger RNA of Jatropha curcas, 1625 nucleotides long. Its product is annotated as pectate lyase. Lineage: Eukaryota; Viridiplantae; Streptophyta; Magnoliopsida; Malpighiales; Euphorbiaceae. Gene Ontology annotation, molecular function: pectate lyase activity. The record is from RefSeq and is a predicted model, not a curated record.
CAGAGAAGGCCAAGGGAAUAAUCUUUACAGUCUCACUCUUGAUUCUGUCUCGUAUUUUCCAACGGAGGCUAAGCCUCUUUACCUUGGCUUCAAGUUAGCUUGAAACCAAGAAAAAAAAUUUAAUAAAAAAAAGAAAAAAAAAGGAAAAUCCAAAAAACAAAAUGGCAACUCGCAAUUUGAGUUUCUUUCUGCCCCUUCUUUUCCUAUCCUUCGCAGUACUUGUUCAUGCUAAUCUUCCUCAAUUCGAUUCGUAUUGGAAGCAACGGGCAGAAAAAGCCAAAAAGAACACCCUUGAGGCUUAUCGUCCUGAUCCUUUUAAUGUCACCAACGAGAUGAACAGUCAAGUUGGCAGGGCGACAGUAAAUUCCAACAGCACAAGAAGGCACUUGGCUGAUAAACGUAAAAGAUAUCGAGGCCCAUGCAUGGCUACUAACCCUAUCGACAGAUGCUGGCGUUGUGACCCUCACUGGGCGAAAAACCGCAAGAGGUUAGCCCAAUGCGCGCUUGGGUUCGGCCAUAAGACCACUGGUGGAAAACAAGGCAAGUAUUAUGUGGUCACUGACCCAUCAGACAAUGACAUGGUUAACCCUAAACCUGGAACUCUACGCCACGCAGUGAUCCAACUGAAACCCCUUUGGAUCAUUUUUAAACAUAGUAUGAUUAUUAGACUCAACCAAGAACUAAUAAUGACUAGUAACAAAACGAUUGAUGGUAGAGGAGCCAAUGUUCGUAUAGUAGGCGGUGCUGGUAUUACUCUUCAGUUCAUCAGGAAUGUGAUCAUUCAUAACAUCCACGUUCAUGACAUUGUUUGUGGCUCCGGUGGGCUCAUUAGGGAUUCUACUGAUCAUUACGGAUUCAGGACUCGAAGUGAUGGCGAUGGAAUUUCCAUCUUUGGUUCUACUAAUAUUUGGAUUGAUCAUGUUUCUAUGUCUAAUUGCCAAGAUGGGAUCAUAGAUAUUAUAAUGGGCUCUAGUGCUAUUACAGUCUCCAACUCCCAUUUCACCGACCACAAUGAGGUGAUGCUAUUCGGUGGAAGCGAUGGCUACAGCGGCGACACACUGAUGCAAGUAACGGUGGCGUUCAACCAUUUCGGUAGAGGAUUGGUGCAAAGGAUGCCAAGAUGCAGAUGGGGUUUCGUUCACGUUGUUAACAAUGAUUACACUCAUUGGCUUAUGUAUGCCAUUGGAGGUAGCCGGAAUCCUACAAUCAUUAGCCAGGGCAACCGGUUCAUUGCUCCUGAUAAAAUAUUUUGUAAACAGGUGACGAAGAGGGAGUACGCAAUGGAAAUCGAGUGGAAGAAUUGGAAUUGGAGAUCAGAAGGCGAUUUGAUGAUGAACGGAGCAUAUUUUGUUCAAUCUGGGAAAACUUUGACUCACAACCAAUUCUCAAAGUUGCAAAUGAUAAAAUCCAAGCCAGGAACAUUUGUGAAAAGGCUUACUCGCUUUGCUGGUACACUUAAUUGUAAACCGGGAAAGCCUUGUUAGAUUUUUCAUCAUAUCUUCAAUUUCACAGAUAUUAUCUAUUUAUUAUAUACUUGUCUUAAUUAGAACUCAGGUUAUAAUAUAUAGUGUUUGUCCAAAGAAUAAAAAAGCAAAAAAAAAAAAAAAAAAAAAAAAAAAAAAAAA